Messenger RNA from Peromyscus californicus insignis, 1095 nucleotides. Its product is annotated as fructose-bisphosphate aldolase A-like. The coding region runs from base 1 to 1095 and encodes 364 amino acids. Gene Ontology annotation, cellular component: cytosol. The transcript has a single exon. Gene Ontology annotation, molecular function: fructose-bisphosphate aldolase activity. Gene Ontology annotation, biological process: glycolytic process; fructose 1,6-bisphosphate metabolic process. Lineage: Eukaryota; Metazoa; Chordata; Mammalia; Rodentia; Cricetidae. The record is from RefSeq and is a predicted model, not a curated record.
AUGCCCUAUCAGUACCCAGCACUGACCCCGGAGCAGAAAAAGGAGCUGUCUGACGUCGCUCACCGAAUUGUGGCUCCGGGCAAGGGCAUCUUGGCUGCAGAUGAGUCCACUGGAAGCAUCGCCAAGCGGCUGGAGUCCAUCGGCGCCGAGAACACGGAGGAGAACCGUCGCUUCUACCGCCAGCUGCUGCUGACCGCCGACGACCGUGUGAACCCCUGCAUUGGGGGCGUGAUCCUCUUCCACGAGACACUGUACCAGAAGGCGGAUGAUGGACGUUCCUUCCCUCAAGUUAUCAAGUCCAAGGGUGGUGUUGUGGGCAUUAAAGUAGACAAGGGCGUGGUGCCCCUGGCAGGAACCAAUGGCGAGACCACCACCCAGGGGCUGGAUGACCUGUCUGAACGCUGUGCCCAGUACAAGAAGGAUGGAGCCGACUUUGCCAAGUGGCGCUGUGUGCUGAAGAUUGGGGAACACACCCCUUCAGCCCUUGCCAUCAUGGAAAAUGCCAAUGUUCUGGCCCGUUACGCCACCAUCUGCCAGCAGAAUGGCAUUGUACCCAUUGUGGAGCCCGAAAUCCUCCCUGAUGGGAACCAUGACUUGAAGCGCUGUCAGUAUGUAACCGAGAAGGUACUGGCUGCUGUCUACAAGGCUCUGAGCGACCACCAUAUCUACCUGGAAGGCACCUUGCUGAAGCCCAACAUGGUCACCCCAGGCCAUGCUUGCACCCAGAAAUUUUCCAAUGAGGAGAUUGCCAUGGCAACUGUCACAGCACUUCGUCGCACAGUGCCCCCUGCUGUCCCUGGGGUCACUUUCCUGUCUGGAGGGCAGAGUGAGGAAGAGGCGUCCAUCAACCUCAAUGCUAUCAACAAGUGUCCCCUGCUGAAGCCAUGGGCCUUGACUUUCUCCUAUGGCCGAGCCCUGCAGGCCUCUGCUCUGAAGGCCUGGGGUGGGAAGAAGGAGAACAUGAAGGCUGCCCAGGAGGAAUUCAUUAAGCGUGCCCUGGCCAACAGCCUCGCUUGCCAAGGAAAGUACACUCCAAGUGGUCAGUCAGGGGAGGCGGCCAGCGCAUCCCUCUUCAUCUCUAACCACGCCUACUGA